AUGAAGCUUGUUGGGAAUACAAAGAAGGCCCUCGUGGUAAACCUCUGCUUCCUAAGUAUGGAGCGAACGUCUAAGUACUUCCCCAAGGAGAGGGGGAAGAAGAUAUCGAUAACGUACGAAGAUGAGCCGAAUGGAAGUACCAUCAGACGAGUGGGGGGAGUAGAGUAUCGCUUGACAGCAAAGGUGGAAGUGACUAAGGGGGAGACAAGUCCACAUUUUGUAAAGGGAGAAUAUCCCAACGUGGAAGAGAAGCUCAUCCCUGUAGGGGGAAACAUUCGAAAUGGUAGAAAAGAACGACUGGGUAGGCGUACCAGCCAGGAUGGCAAGCGCGGCACCAAACGGGUGCCUGUAAAAAAGAAUGAUUUGAGGAAGGUUGAUAGUGAGCUUAGGAGGAAGCUUGUUAAGGUGAUGGGGGGGUCGGCUGCUGGUGAUGGGUUCGGUUCUAACGAUCGUGAUGAAGACCCUGCUGCCCCCCAGGGGGAGGAGAAGCUAGCACACUUCCUCCGGACAUAUGAGAAGAUUAGCAAAAUGCGCGAGCACAUCGUGGCGCCGGUGGACAAGUACGGUUGCCACAUGCUGAGCGACAAAAAGGAAAGUGAAAAGGUCUAUCGCUUCCAAACUCUGGUCUCGUGCAUGCUGUCCACAAGGACGAGAGACGAGUGCACCGCCAUGGCUAUGGAACGACUAAAAGCACACGGACUAACCGUACACAACAUGCUAAAGACGUCUGAAGAGAAAUUAGAAAAAUUAAUAAAAACCGUAGGUUUCUACAAGAUAAAAGCUAAACAGAUCAUUCAGAUUAGCCAAAUAUUGAGAGACAAAUAUGACUACGACAUUCCACACACACUGGAGGAGUUACUAAAAUUGCCUGGCAUAGGACAGAAGGUGGCUCACCUUAUUUUACAGACUGCACUGAAUACACAUGAAGGGAUAGCUGUGGACAUACACGUGCAUAGGAUUUCUAACCGUUUGAAUUGGGUAUGUACAAAAAACGAGUCAGUUACGCAAUCCAAGUUGGAAAGUUAUGUCCCCAAAGCUCUGUGGUCUGAGUUAAAUAAAACCCUCGUUGGAUUUGGACAGGUUGUGUGCAAGGCGAAAAGUCCGCAUUGCACCAUGUGCGCAGUGACGGACUGUUGUAAGUACUACCAGGACACCCGAGGGGGGAAACCGCCCCCCGGUGUGAAGUGA
Molecule: messenger RNA, 1188 nt
Organism: Plasmodium coatneyi
Lineage: Eukaryota; Apicomplexa; Aconoidasida; Haemosporida; Plasmodiidae
Product: Endonuclease III-like protein
Exons: 1
Coding region: 1-1188 (395 amino acids)
Biological process (GO): base-excision repair, AP site formation; nucleotide-excision repair; base-excision repair
Cellular component (GO): nucleus
Molecular function (GO): DNA-(apurinic or apyrimidinic site) endonuclease activity; DNA binding; oxidized pyrimidine nucleobase lesion DNA N-glycosylase activity
Source: RefSeq, a predicted model, not a curated record